AUGUCUUUUCAUCUCUUUCGGGAUCAAUUCGGUCUACGGCCAACUAGUUCAAGAGCAACAAUUCCAGAUAAUGAUUUAGCUCGAGUUAUGUAUUAUCUGCAUUGUGUAUUCAGUGCUAUCGAAUACAAAGAUCAAGACGUUCGACGCUAUCGUGAUUAUCGCCAUUGGUCAUUACUAAGUGAAGCUGAACAGAGAAUGGUACUGGUACUCGCAUUGACUCUUAGUCCAGAUGAAUUUGAUGGUAAAGUCUUUUUUCAUUCGGAUGAACUGUGUGGUGAUUCUGGCAACAAAUUUUAUGAAUUAAGUCAAGUGCGUCAUCAACUUUUGGCUGUUCAAUCGAUUGUCAUUGCUGGACAAACACGUCAUGUCAAACAAAUUAUGACCUACAGAAUGUCUUGGAUUCAAAAAAAUUAUAUUGAACCAGUGAAAAGGCUUGCGUCUUAUUUUAAUCAGCAACGAGAGCGGCAAGUCGCUGCUGCCCGAGCCAGAUCUGCUCGCGCAGCUUAUACAUAUCAGAAUGACCCAAGUAAUAUUUGUGUUAUUUCAUAA
Messenger RNA from Rotaria socialis, 549 nucleotides. NCBI's taxonomy places the organism in Eukaryota, Metazoa, Rotifera, Eurotatoria, Philodinida, Philodinidae. The record is from the annotation of a GenBank genome assembly.